Messenger RNA from Ochotona curzoniae (black-lipped pika), 3552 nucleotides. It is a transcript of the gene GPR158, whose product is annotated as G protein-coupled receptor 158. Lineage: Eukaryota; Metazoa; Chordata; Mammalia; Lagomorpha; Ochotonidae. Gene Ontology annotation, molecular function: G protein-coupled receptor activity. The transcript has 11 exons. The coding region runs from base 1 to 3552 and encodes 1183 amino acids. Gene Ontology annotation, cellular component: membrane. Gene Ontology annotation, biological process: G protein-coupled receptor signaling pathway. The record is from RefSeq and is a predicted model, not a curated record.
AUGGGAGCCAUGGCCCGUCGCUUCCUCCUCUGCCUCCUGUUUGCCCACCUGGGAUGGGACGCAGCCCGCGCUAGCCGCGAAGCUUUGGGGCGGUCGGAGCCACCGCGAGAGCGCACCCCGAGGAUCCAGCGGCAGCCCGCGCAACGGCCGGCUCGUUCUCCCGCCGCCUCGGAGCCCUCAGCCCCUUGGAGCCGCCCAGCGGCCGGCGCCGCGCUGGCGCAGAGACUCGCCGAGGAGCUGCCCGUGGACGUGGCCUCCUACCUGUACACCGGGGACUCCCGCCAGCUGCUGCAAGCCAACUGCUCCGGCCGUUACGAGCUGGCCGGCCUGCCCGGCAAGGCACCGGCCCUGGCCAGCCCGCCUCCCUCUUUACAUGGGGCGCUGGACACACUGACCCACGCCACCAACUUCCUCAGCACCAUGUUGCAGAGCAAUCGCUCGCGGGAGCAGCACUUGCAGGACGACCUGGAGUGGUAUCAGGCACUGGUGCGGAGUCUCGUGGAAGGCGAGCCCAGCAUCUCUCGCGCGGCCCUGACCGUCAGCACCGAAGCACUGUCCGCUCCCGCCCCGCAGCUCUUCCUGCAGGCCACGCGCGAGGAGAGUCGUAUCCUGCUCCAGGACCUGUCCUCCUCCGCGCACCAUCUGGCCAAUGCCACCCUGGAGACCGAGUGGUUCCAUGGCCUCCGGCGCAAGUGGAGGCCCCACUUCCACCGCCGCAGCGCCCACUCGGGCCCCCGGGGCCUGGGCCACAGCUGGCGACGCAGGGAUGGGCCCGGCGGGGACAAGAGCCAUGUCAAGUGGUCCCCGCCUUACCUGGAGUGUGAAAACGGGAGUUACAAGCCGGGCUGGCUGGUGACUCUUUCAGCUGCCUUCUAUGGGUUGCAGCCUAAUCUGGUCCCGGAAUUUAGGGGUGUCAUGAAAAUUGACAUAAAUCUUCAAACAGUGGAUAUUGACCAGUGCUCAAAUGAUGGCUGGUUUUCAGGAACUCAUAAAUGCCACCUGAACAACUCAGAGUGUAUGCCGAUUAAAGGGCUGGGGUUCGUUCUAGGAGCCUAUCAGUGCGUCUGCAAAGCAGGAUUCUACCAUCCUCGAGUCUUCUCCGUGAACAACUUUCAGAGACGGGGCCCAGAUCACCAUUUUUCUGGGAGCGCAAAGGAUGGAACAGAAGAGGCCCAUGUCUGCCUGCCCUGCAGGGAGGGCUGUCCCUACUGUGCUGAUGACAGCCCGUGCUUCGUCCAGGAGGAUAAAUAUUUGCGGCUGGCAAUCAUCUCUUUCCAAGCCCUGUGCAUGCUGCUCGACUUCGUGAGCAUGCUGGUGGUCUACCACUUUCGCCAAGCAAAGAGCAUCAGAGCCUCAGGCCUCAUCCUGUUGGAAACGAUUCUUUUUGGGUCUCUGCUCCUAUACUUUCCUGUGGUCAUUCUGUACUUUGAGCCAAGCACAUUCCGCUGCAUUCUCCUCAGAUGGGCGCGUCUCCUGGGAUUCGCCACAGUGUAUGGGACUGUCACCCUCAAGCUUCACAGGGUAUUGAAGGUGUUCCUCUCGCGAACCGCACAGAGGAUUCCGUACAUGACCGGCGGCAGGGUCAUGCGGAUGCUGGCCGUGAUUCUCCUGGUGGUGUUCUGGUUCCUGGUUGGCUGGACCUCCUCCGUGUGCCAGAACCUGGAAAGGCACAUUUCCCUGGUUGGCCAGGGGCAAACAUCCGAUCACCUCAUCUUCAACACUUGCCUCAUCGACCGCUGGGAUUACAUGACAGCAGUUGCUGAGUUUUCUUUUCUCCUGUGGGGCGUUUACCUCUGCUACGCGGCACGGACCGUGCCCUCGGCAUUCCGGGAGCCGCGCUACAUGGCCGUCGCCGUCCACAAUGAGCUCAUCAUCUCUGCAAUAUUCCACACCAUCAGGUUUGUCCUGGCCUCGAGGCUUCAGUCUGACUGGAUGCUGAUGCUGUACUUUGCACACACCCACCUGACUGUCACGGUCACUGUCGGGGUGCUGUUGAUCCCAAAGUUCUCCCACUCAAGCAAUAAUCCCCGGGAUGACAUUGCCACAGAGGCGUAUGAAGAUGAACUGGACAUGGGCCGGUCUGGAUCUUACCUGAACAGUAGCAUCAAUUCAGCCUGGAGUGAGCACAGCCUGGAUCCCGAGGACAUUCGGGAUGAGCUGAAAAAACUCUAUGCGCAGCUAGAAAUUUACAAGAGGAAGAAGAUGAUCACGAAUAAUCCCCACCUCCAGAAGAAGCGGUGCUCCAAGAAGGGCCUGGGCCGCUCCAUCAUGCGGCGGAUCACUGAGAUCCCAGAGACGGUCAGCAGACAGUGCUCCAAGGAGGACAAAGACGCCGCCGACCACGGCCCGGUCAAGAGCUCGGCUCCUGGCAAGAAGAACCCCCCAGAGUCUUCCAGUAACAUGGCGAAACCCAAGGAGGAGUCGCUCAAGAACCGUGUCUUCUCACUCAAAAAAUCCCACAGCACUUAUGACCACGUGAGGGAGCAAACAGAAGGCUCCAGUAGCUUGCCCGCGGAAAGUCAGGAUGAGGAGGCUACUGAGAACUGCACCCUGGAGUCAUUGCCGGGGAAGAAGCUGAGCCAGAAGCUAAAGGAAGACAGCGAGGCUGAGUCCACGGAGUCCGUGCCCUUGGUGUGCAAGUCGGCCAGCGCGCACAACCUCAGCUCCGAGAAGAAGCCAGGGCACCCGCGGGCGUCCAUGCUGCAGAAGUCUCUGAGCGUCAUCGCCAGUGCCAAGGAGAAGACCCUUGGUCUAGCAGGGAAAACCCAGACGCCAGGCGUCGAGGAGCGUGCCAAGUCCCAGAAACCUUUGCCAAAAACCGGAGAGGCCAACAGAAAAGACUCCAACCCCGAGAACCCAGAGGCUCGAGACUCGGCCCCCCUGCACCCCAAUCCUUCGGAGGAGUCACGAAAGCCCCAGAAAGCUGGGAUUAUGAAGCCUCAAAGGGCCAACCCCUCCACCGUCAAGACUGAGAUGAGCACGGGCCCCACCCAGGGGCAGGGCCAUUUUGACAUCGGGGAGGUGUGUCCUUGGGAAGUCUACGACCUGGCCCCUGGCCCCGUGCCUUCAGAACCCAAAGUUCAGAAACACGUAUCCAUCGCAGCCUCGGACAGGGAGAACAACCCAACCUGUCCCCCAAGGGAACCAUCCCACCAGCUGCCCAGGGCACAGGAGUCACACGCCAUGAGCACAGACCAGGCAGAAGUACGUACCUGGGAGAACCAGGCUCAGUCCCUGUGCGAAGAGGAGAAGCGUUUAACUUCCACGAAGAUGCCAGUUCUCCCAGGGCCGCGCCAAGAUGAGCCUGCUGCAGCUGCAGCGUGGGCCCAAGGAGAGAAUGGAAAGCUCAACCAAACAGGAGCCCAGGAAAGAAAGACAUCUCCCUGCAAGGAAAAUGCACCUGGCUCCUUCAACCCCAGUACCACUUUCCGGCAACCUUUAACCUCGCGAGCUGAGGUGUGCCCUUGGGAGUUUGAGAGCCCUGACGGACCCAGCACCAGUGUGGACCGAGGUGUGGUUUUCCCUGUCUCUUCUGGCCUUCAACGCAAGUAA